Molecule: messenger RNA, 781 nt
Organism: Loxodonta africana (African savanna elephant)
Lineage: Eukaryota; Metazoa; Chordata; Mammalia; Proboscidea; Elephantidae
Product: regenerating islet-derived protein 3-gamma-like
Exons: 5
Coding region: 254-781 (175 amino acids)
Biological process (GO): venom-mediated disruption of cell wall in another organism; response to peptide hormone; positive regulation of cell population proliferation
Molecular function (GO): peptidoglycan binding; signaling receptor activity; oligosaccharide binding
Source: RefSeq, a predicted model, not a curated record
UAUAGGAGGACCCCAGUCCUCGCAGAACAUAGAAGUUCAGAUUCAGUAAAGGGAUGGCUUGGGGGAUUAGGGAUACAAGUUCCUCAGUUCUCUCCAGAACUAUAGAAAAGAGUGGAUGUCACCAAGGUCAGUUUAUUUCUAGGGGUUCAAAGGAAAAGACAAGAGAUAGGGCAGGGGAGAUCUCUCCAUGUACUCCCUCUCUGAUCACCAUUCCCUUAGUGAUCUCUGAUUGUCUUCUCCACCCACAGACACAAUGCUGUGUCCCAUGGCACUCUCCAGCACGUCCUGGAUGCUGCUCUCCUGUCUGUUCCUCCUAUCCCAAGUCCAAGGUGAAGACACCUCAAAGGAAGAUCGCUCUGCAAGGAUCAGCUGUCCUAGAGGCUCCAAAGCUUAUGGCUCCUACUGCUAUGCCUUGUUUACGACGCCAAAAACCUGGGUGGAUGCAGAUAUGGCCUGCCAGAAGCGGUCCUCAGGACACCUCGUGUCUGUGCUCAGUGAGCCUGAGGCAUAUUUCGUGGGUUCACUGGUGAAGAGCAUUUCAAGCUCCUACACAAACAUCUGGAUUGGGCUCCAUGACCCCACACUGGGCUCUGAACUCGAUGCAGGUGGAUGGGAGUGGAGUAGCACUGACUUGAUGAAUUACUUUGCCUGGGAGAGAAAUCCCUCCACUGUCACAAACCCUGGUUACUGUGGGACCGUGUCCCGAAACACAGGAUUCCUGAAAUGGAAAGAUUACAACUGUGAACAGAGGUUACCCUAUGUCUGCAAGUUCAAGAACUAG